AUGGCUCCUCCUCUAGAGGAGAAUUUAGAUUUUCCGUUGGCCCGGUUCAGUGAUAUUCCAAAUGAGGCUCUUCUACAGAUGUUUUCGCGUUUCGGGACGAUGUACAGGUGGCAUUCACAAGAGAAUGAGAACAUAUUUGAUGCAUUCAAGUGUGUCGUCAAGGAUAGAUACAGAGAUAGGAUGAAAGGUAUCAGGAGACAAUCUGCCAACAUUGCACGAAAUGAUGGGAAACCCCUCCCCCCAAAUUUUUGUAGCUACUAUGAUGGGAUGCAUAACUACCGCCCCGAACGCGUACCGGAGACUGUGUGGCAACGUUUGUGUCAUGUUCUUAGGGUUUUAGGUUCAACAAUACGGAUAUGGGUUUUUAUGAUUCAAUUGUUGAUGGUAUCAGUUUCUUUGAUAAACAAGUGGUUAUCCUUAAUUUUAUGUACAAAAGCUUCUAAUUUGCUGAAGAAUCUAUCACUUGAUUCGCAAGCUAAGACUACAGAAAUUCCUGAGCCCACUAAGAAGGUCAGAUAUUUUCAUCAUAUGUCUUCUAUGGAUGCUGGGAAUGGUCUGGUUUAA
Lactuca saligna is the source of this 564-nucleotide messenger RNA. The record is from the annotation of a GenBank genome assembly. NCBI's taxonomy places the organism in Eukaryota, Viridiplantae, Streptophyta, Magnoliopsida, Asterales, Asteraceae.